AAAGACAGAUUCUUUUCCUUGUCAAAAAUUUUCUCUACUCAGCUCUACUCCAAGAAGAAGAAGAAAAGAAAGAUCUGAUUUCUUCUUCUUCUUUUCUUGUUCUGAAAAUUCUUCUUAAUCUUAUUAAUGGCGUUUGCAAAGCCAUGUCCGAAGAAUUCAUUUAGUUACAAUUCAACAUUAUGUGCUUGUUUCCCUGGUUACUUAUUAAAUUUAACAGAGAAAUCAUGUGGAUUGUUUAAUUCAUCAAUUAAUGAAUGGUCAAUGAGUACAGGAGUUAAAUAUUCAGCAACAUUUCCUGAAACAUUACUUGGAUUUGAUUCUAUUAAGAAGUUUACACAAUCACAAGCUGUGUUUUUAGAAGCAACCCUAGUUUUACUACUUUCUUGGUUAUUGUUUUGUUUUUUUCUGAGGUUUAAGAAGCUUGGAGAUGGGAGUAGUAUUUGGUUUAAGGUUAGAUGGUGGAUUAGUCGACUGGAUUUCUGCUUCUCUACUCGUCAUUGGCUGGAUGAUAACAAGGUUGUAAGGAAGCGGAAGACAGAGCUUGGUGGAACUUUUUCUGUUGCCAGUUGGAUAGUUUUUGUUGGUUUCUUUGCAGCGUUGCUUUACCAAAUUAUAUCAAAAAGAUCUGUCGAAGUGCAUAAUCUGAGGGCAGCAAAUGCACCUGAGCUACUCUCCUUCAUCAAUGAUAUGGAGUUUAAUAUAACCACUGUUUCUAGUAUGAGCUGUUCUCAUUUACGUGGUCUUGGUACUUUAGUGACUGGGGUUCCAGGUUUCGUUGAUCAUAGAGUGUUUCCACUGAAGACAUUUGCUAAUUAUUCUUGCCACAACACGAGCUUGGGCCCAACUGUUUCUCUCAAGUGCAGUAAUUGCCGUAUUGCUGCAGAUGACUUGUAUGUUUCCUGGCAGUUUGUUGAUCUUCCAAAUGAUCCUGCUACUGCUGUAGGGUUCCAAUUCAACUUUACAUCAAAGAACGGUAAUGAUAAACACAUUAGCUUUGUCAAUGGCAUACUGAACAAUGGGAGCAGUUUGGAUAACAGGCCAACUACUUUUCGAGGACCUGAUGUGAAUGUCUUAAAAUUUCACUUAUUUCCACGACUAUACCGUAAUCAUCGUGAUUUAAAGCUAAUCCAGCCUCUUUUCCAUGAAUUUGUCCCGGGUUCCUCUAUUCUUGAAACUAGUCAGCUUCAAGCAUCUCUUCAAAGUUUAGGAGGUGGAUUAAUCAAUACCACAUUGUUUAUCAACUUUCUUUCCGCCUACAUUGUUGAAGUUGACGAUGAAAAUUUUAUUGGGCCUGUUGGCUUCUUUGCGGAUCUUGGUGGUCUCUAUGCCAUUAGUUUUGCCAUAUUCUUUUACCUCUUGGUCCAAUGCGAGUACAGGGUCAAGAGGCUCCGAAAUGAAGAUAGUGUACUGAUAAAUAUAAGAAAUCGAAAGAAAGCUCAACAGCACUGGGAUAAGUUGCGUAAAUACGUAAUGUACACAUGGAAUUGUAAGAUUCUGGAAGAUCACAAUAGUAAUGGAGAUGAUGCACUUUGUGGUUGUGUGCCUGGAGAACCCUUGCGUGGAAAUGGAUCUGUGCACAAAAGAAAAAAAUCUAGCAGCAGAAUGGACACCAUCAGUCUUAAUAAAAAAGGCAACUUACCUAUCGAGAUGAAUGCUAUUCGUAAGACUGCAGAUGCAGAGAGAGUACGGAGAUCAUACUCAGCAGGGACCCAAGCGAAACAUGGUUCUAGCGAGGGAGAUCAUCUCUCGCGGCCUCAAGUAUCAAAUCACAGCACCCUACCGCUACCCCCUGAUCUAGAAUUUAGAGCCGAUUCUGGAACUGAUAUUUCUGACAUUCGUAAGAAUCUACAAAAUCUGUAUGAAUACAAUAUUAUGUUAAGGGAAAAUUUAGUAAGUGCUCAAUCUAUGAUCGAGGCUUUAACCAAGAAAGAUCCAGUUCCAAAUACUGCAAGCCAAACAUAACAUGGAACAUUGCGGGAGUAUAUUUACCUCCAACCACUGACUGCAACUCAAUAUUUUUUGGCCGAAGCACACAAGUAUCAGAUUGUGUUCUCAGAAGUGAACGGGAGAUAUAUUUUGAAUUCUUGUUCGCAUUGGGAUUGAUGCUCUGCUAACAUCACAUUUGUUCAAGGUAUCACUAUCUGAGGCAUGCCAUCUUCAUGCAUCUUGCUUGGUGAUUUCUAAUUCCACAAGGAGAACAUAGUCAGGUCUACACUACUGAUCCUGCUAAUUUCUGCAACUACUUUCCGUGUUGUGGACGAAGUAUGAUUGUGAUUGGUUCAGACAAGUUCAAUUUAUUCAGAGAAUCAUGUCAUGGCUGAACGAGAUCACUACCUCAAGUAUUUUGUAUUUAUAAAUUCGUAUUCUAUUUGUUUCCUUGACAACUCAACUCAAAGCCACCACCAAUAUCCAUGUUAACAGAUUAACUAAACAAAAAUUGGACUUGUUCAUCUGGAAUUGCCUAAAACCUGGAGGGCUGCAGUCAGUGUGGAGUUCAGCUGGAGUAGGAGACAACAGCUUAUUACUGAUCCAUGUCAUUGCAGAUAUUGUAGCUUGUUAGUUUACUUUUACAUAUUCAAUAUUGUACAAAUGUAGUAUAUUUUUGUGAUGAUACUCCAAAAGAAAAAUCUUGCAGUUAAUAAUUACAGUGCAGUUUUCCUUGGUGA
This is a messenger RNA of Papaver somniferum (opium poppy), 2666 nucleotides long. RefSeq lists its product as uncharacterized. Bases 127 to 1962 code for a protein of 611 amino acids. The transcript is spliced from 8 exons. The record is from RefSeq and is a predicted model, not a curated record. NCBI's taxonomy places the organism in Eukaryota, Viridiplantae, Streptophyta, Magnoliopsida, Ranunculales, Papaveraceae.